AUAGAAAAUACAUUGUAUUCUCCACUUUAUUUUUUAUAGUGUCAUUGGAUGUGUGACAACAACAUUAUAGUCACGGCUGUUUCAGAAAUCAAUGUCACUUUUUUUUUUCAACUUUGCCCCGGAAAUGUUUUGGGAUUUAUUGCUAGCCUUUUUGGGAGUUUUUAUGUUCCUAGUUGUUAGCGUAUGCCACAUUAGAAUGUCAAUGGCCGAUAAAAUACUCUAAUUCACUGAUCAAUGAAGCCGUUGGUCAGCAAUGGCUGUCGUGUCGUGGAUGGAGAUCUUGCUUUUGACUGGACUGGUGGUGGGGUGUUACUGGAACAGCCUGUCCUGCGGCUUUGUGUUCGAUGAUGUCUCAGCCAUCCUGGACAACAAGGACCUGCGGCCUGCCACCCCUCUCCGCAACCUCUUCCUCAAUGACUUCUGGGGCACGCCCAUGGCUGAGGAGCGGAGCCACAAAUCGUACCGGCCCCUGACAGUGCUCACCUUCCGUCUGAACUAUUUCUUCAGUGAGCUGAGUUCUGCAUCCUACCACCUGCUCAACGUGGGGCUGCAUUCUGUGGUGUGUGUGCUUUUUCUGAGGUUCUGCCGUCUGUUCUUGGACAAGACCUCCAGCCUGGUUGCGGCCCUGCUGUUCGCUGUCCACCCCAUCCACACAGAGGCCGUGACUGGUGUCGUAGGAAGAGCGGAGCUCCUGUCCUCCAUCUUCCUCCUGGCGGCGUUCCUGGCCUACACCAGAUCUAAUGGAGCUGACCAAUCCAUCGUGUGGACUCCCAUUGCUGUGACUGUUGUUCUGGUGGCUGCAGCCACUUUAUGCAAGGAGCAAGGCAUCACAGUCAUCGCCAUCUGCUGUGUCCACGAGGUGUUUGUUGCACAAGGGUUCACACUGCCCAUGCUGUUGGAUACACUCCUCCAGGUGCUGAGGGGUAAAGAUGGUUUCCCCUAUGCUGUCCUUCAGACGCUCCUCAAGCUCAUCGUCCUCAUCAUCAGCACCUUGCUGCUGGUCAUCAUCAGGGUCCAGGUCAUCCAAUCACAGCUUCCUGUUUUUACCAGGUUUGACAACCCCGCGGCUGUCAGCCCGACUCCGGCCCGGCAGCUGACCUUCAACUACCUGCUGCCAUUGAAUGCCUGGCUCCUUCUGAACCCCUCGGAGCUCUGCUGUGAUUGGACCAUGGGUACCAUUCCUCUGGUGGAAAGCCCUCUAGACCUGAGGAACCUGGCCACCCUGGCCUUCUACAGCCUGCUGGGCCUGCUGGCCUUCCACAGCCUCCGCCACUCACACUCUUCCGCCAAGACUGUCCUCAUGGCCCUGUCUUUGAUUGUUCUCCCCUUCAUCCCAGCCUCCAACCUCUUCUUCCCUGUGGGCUUUGUGGUGGCAGAGAGGGUGCUCUAUGUGCCCAGUAUGGGAUUCUGUGUCCUCGUGGCACAUGGCUUCAGGAUUGUUUCCCAUAAGAGACACUUGAGGAAGAUCUCCUGGCUGAUGAUUGGAGUCCUCCUCGCCACACACGCAGUCAAGACCUUCAACAGAAACUGGGACUGGGAAUCUGAAUAUACACUGUUUACCUCAGCCCUAAAAGUCAACAAGAACAACGCCAAGCUAUGGAAUAAUGUUGGUCAUGCUCUGGAAAAUCAAAACAAUUACGAAAAAGCUCUGAGAUAUUUCCUUCAGGCCACCCGGGUCCAACCAGAUGACAUUGGAGCCCAUAUGAAUGUGGGAAGGACCUACAAGAACCUGAAUAAGUCCAAGGAGGCUGAGGACGCCUACCUGGUUGCCAAAUCCCUCAUGCCACAGAUCAUUCCAGGGAAGAAGUACGCCACCCGUGUGGCGCCCAACCACCUGAACGUGUACAUUAACCUGGCCAACCUGAUCCGUACCAACGACUCACGGCUGGAGGAGGCUGACCAGCUCUACAGACAGGCCAUCAGCAUGAGGCCCGACUUCAAACAAGCCUAUAUCAGCAGAGGGGAGCUACUGCUGAAGAUGAACAAGCCGUUGGAGGCCAGGGACGCCUACCUGCGGGCCCUGGAGCUGGACAGCACCAACGCUGACCUCUGGUACAACCUUGCUAUCGUCAACAUCGAGAUGAAGGAGCCCUCAGAGGCCCUGAAGAAUUUUAACCAUGCCCUGGAGCUCAACCCACGCCACAAACUGGCACUCUUCAACUCUGCCCUGCUCAUGCAGGAAUCUGGUGAGCCCAGGUUCCGUCCGGAGGCCAAUCGUCGUUUCCUGACCUACGUCCAGGAGGAGCCAGAUGACGCCAACGGCUACUUCAACCUGGGCAUGCUGGCCAUGGACGCCAACGAGAACACUGCGGCCGAGCGCUGGAUGAGGGAGGCCAUCCGUCUACAGACAGGCUUCCGUAGCGCCCUCUUCAAUCUGGCCCUGCUCUACUCGCAGUCCCGACGGGAGCUGGAUGCCCUGCCUGUAUUAGAUGAGCUGCUACGCCACCAUCCAGAGCAUGUUAAAGGUUUGAUUCUCAAGGGGGAUAUACUGAUGAACCACAAGAAGGACACCCAGGGGGCCAAGGUCUGCUUCCAGAGAAUCCUCAGUAUGGACCCCACCAACGUGCAGGGGAAACACAACCUAUGUGUGGUCUACUUUGAGGAGCGAGACCUGCCGAGAGCGGAGCGGUGCCUGGAGGAAACGCUGGCCCUGGCACCCCAUGAGGAGUAUGUGCGUCGCCACCUGGGCAUCGUGCGCGGUAAGAUGGCCGCCAUGUCCGUGGCAGGGCAGCCGCUGAGCCCAGCGUCAGCAGAGGGCGCAGCUACGCCAUCCAUGAAGGAGGAAAAGAAGGGGGGAGGAGGAAAGGAAGAGGAGGAAGGGAGGGGAGCCACUGGCAGUGCUGGGGCCGGGAGUAAGAAGAAUGUACGGAAAUCCUUCUCGGCAGAAAGCCUCAGUGGCAACAGCCAGUCAGAGCUUCUUGACGACGGCCAGGCUGAUAAGCAGCAGCGGACUAAGAGCAAAUCCACAAAAGAGAUUAAAGACAUAGAAAAGAAACGGGCGGCUGCCUUGAAGAGACUGGAGGAGAUUGAGCGCAUAUUAAGCGGUGAUUAACCUUGUUAUUUACCGCAGUGCAGGACUACUUUUUGGUAGAGCUAGUUACAGCUCCUGAAUCACAGAUGUGAUGCGUCCCAAAUGGCACCCUAUUCCCUAUAUCAGCAGGCAAGGCCUCUUGCACCACUUUUGCCCAGGGCCCAUAGGGUAGUAGCCCAUAGUAGUGCACUAUAUAAUAAUUAGGGUGGCAUUUCGGACACAGCCAUAAAGAUGUUUUGGUUUUCAUAAACAAAUGCCCUAAUUUCAUCAUGCAUGCUUUAACUCCUUUGAUUGUUCGUUUGUUUUCUUUAUCAUGUUUACAGGCUGCCCUACCUGCUGCGUUCCCUUACAGGUUGCCCUACCUGCUGUGUCCCUUUUAUUUUAACACCAUUGCAAAAAUCCAGAAGGGAUUUUUUUUUUGCACAGCACAAGAAAAGCACAGUUUUUUUAAAAUCUUCACUACAGGUGCAAAACCCUAUGUGUUGGUUUUUUCUGAAUGGCAUUUUAUCGUAUGCUAAUUAUUUAUGCUUGUUUGAUUUGCUACGUUUACUAGCCUACUUGUUGAUCACUGGAUUUUAUUAGAUUUUUGUGUAACUCACUCACUUUUUUUUUUUAAAGAAUGAUUGCAUCACAAACAAUUAAAGGAAAUGACAUAAAGGAAAUUACAUACAGAACACCUCAUGGCCCACUACAGGCAGGCAGGAUCUCUGUAUGUUGUAUGCAUCUCCAAAUAACCCAUUACUACAGCUGCUGCACCUGCAUAUUAUACUACAUUACACUCCACGGUGCAGACAGACCGCCUCCUCUGACAUCUUCCAUUUACUAUUUUCCCUUAUUGAUCUCACCCUGUGCUUCCUGAUUUCCAUGCCGUCAGUGUUGCUCUGCUCAUAGCACAGCCCUUAUCUUACAGUGAUGCCAUUCGGAGCUGUUGUCUCAUAUUCAACCCCCACACACACACCUACCCACACACACCAACCGACCCGCUACAAGACAGGUGUAUGGUUUCCUGUUUGUUGCCUCAGAGCAUAUUAGUCUUCACGUAUCAUACUGUAUAUCUUAUUUCAGUAAUAAAAUCAUUAUUUGUGUGAGGAUUGACAUAUGCUCCCCCCUCCUCAACCCUCUCUCCCCUCCUCCACCCUCUUCACCUCUUUCCUCACCCCUCCCAUGUUCUUCCUCAAGCUGUGUGCCAUGUGUUGUUUCUCAUUUACACCAGAAGAUUCCUCUCUCAAUGAGAGAUGAUUUCACAGCACACUUCUUGUACUGAACUAAGCCCAUUUUUUCAAAAGCAUUUUAAGGCUAAGUUCCUUAGAACAAGAGUAAAAGAAAGAGGAUUCUAUCUCCCUCUGUAGCUCACAUCAUUGACCUUUUUCUCUCUCUCGCGCACACUUUCGCCCUCUUUCUCGCUUUCUCUCUCUCCAUCUCAUGAACAUCAAGUCUAACACAUAUAGUGAAUGUAAUAAAUAUCACUAGAUUUUCCCACACUCGUCUUGCUCUUGCGCUCAUCUGCAACCAUCUGAAUAAUGUUUUUUCAACAUUGGAUUGCGCUACCGUUUGAUGCUAUCUUGAUUUUCUUUGGCUGUCAUUCUCUUGGACACGAAGAUUGUCGUUGAGUUGGAACUACCUGGAAUGUCAUGAGGAAACAAAAAGCGAUUAUUCCAGCCUAUUGUUGUUUAGCUUUUAUCACCUUAUAUAACCCCUCAGUGUACUGUGAUGUUUUGUAUCCUGGUGAUUAGUUACAUACAGAUUCUGUCAUGUGCAGUGUCAAUCUGUUCCUUUCUCUUCACACUAACUAAAUGGUGACUGUGUGUCCAUCUGUUCAUCAACCAUUUCUGUCCGUAACCAUUACUCAAAUGGAAAAUGUGGUAACAACAUAAAUGAGAAACAUUGUCAGUGUAAUAUGAUGGUUGGCCUGGGGCCUACGCCACAGGUAUGACCCCUUAACUCUAAAAGCAUUUUCAACAUGAUAAUUCAUUACUUAUCAUUGAGCUCCUAAAAAAACAACGUAUUGUGCUAGUUAGUGUGUGUACAGAUGCAUGUACAUUUUUUACAUGCACUGUAAGCUCUAAGUACUGUCGUUGUUUGCCACUUGAAAUAUAUGGUACGUUUAGCAUAGCUAUCUUUUAUCAUGCAAUACAAGUGCUCUGAAAGUGUUACAAUUGUAAUCAAUCAAGAGUGUUGAAAACAUACCUUUAAAGAACUGUCUCGCCUGUAAUGAUAUCAGUUGUACAGAGCACAUUAGUCAAUCAGCCACUAAGAUAGCCAACUAACAUUUCAAAUAUUUUUAAUCACCAUAUUUAUCACUUUGGUCCUACAUAUGUUCACCUGUAAUUUAAUUGAUACAUUAAUCAUUUUUCAUUGAACUACAUUCUUUUGUAUGGUAACCAAAAACACUUACAUUUUGAAAGCUAUAUCCCUUUUUGUAAUAGCAGCCCAGAUGUUGUGUUGACUCCUGGGUGGGUGAUGGUAGUGGAGGGUUCAGGGUUGUGUUGACUCCUGGGUGGGUGAUGGUAGUGGAGGGUUCAGGGUUGUGUUGACUCCUGGGUGGGUGAUGGUAGUGGAGGGUUCAGGGUUGUGUUGACUCCUGGGUGGGUGAUGGUAGUGGAGGGUUCAGGGUUGUGUUGACUCCUGGGUGGGUGAUGGUAGUGGAGGGUUCAGGGUUGUGUUGACUCCUGGGUGGGUGAUGGUAGUGGAGGGUUCAGGGUUGUGUUGACUCCUGGGUGGGUGAUGGUAGUGGAGGGUUCAGGGUUGUGUUGACUCCUGGGUGGGUGAUGGUAGUGGAGGGUUCAGGGUUGUGUUGACUCCUGGGUGGGUGAUGGUAGUGGAGGGUUCAGGGUUGUGUUGACUCCUGGGUGGGUGAUGGUAGUGGAGGGUUCAGGGUUGUGGUUUUCAUAAUAAAGGCUGUUUACUUUACGACUGCAUCUCACCUCUACAUGUGUAAUUUUUUGGUAACAGCUUGUCUCCCUAGGCAGACCAGUUGCCUUCCACAUUAAGAAUGUUCCGGCAUACCUAGGUCUGGGGUUUCUGAAACUAGCUAACAGGAUGUGCUACAGAUGGACUGAGGUAUAAAAAAAAAUGUAUUGUCACAUUACACCAGUGGUAGCACCAGGGAAUUCUCACUGCCUAGACCUGCCUCCUCUGACAACUUGGUCAUUGAGUAGGGGUGGUUGCAAUCUAUGAUGUAUUAUGCAUGCAUGUAGUAAUACAUUCUUCUUGGGAGUGCUAGACAUAUUCCUGAGGGAGCUUCAUCUCCUAGCAGGUCUCCUGGAGCCACCCAUGCACUACACAGGCCUAGUCCAGAAACAUCUCCUAGCAGGCCUCUCCCUGGAGCCACCCAUGCACUACACAGGCCUAGUCCAGAAACAUCUCCUAGCAGGCCUCUCCCUGGAGCCACCCAUGCACUACACAGGCCUAGUCCAGAAACAACUCCUAGCAGGCCUCUCCCUGGAGCCACCCAUGCACUACACAGGCCUAGUCCAGAAACAUCUCCUAGCAGGCCUCUCCCUGGAGCCACCCAUGCACUACACAGGCCUAGUCCAGAAACAACUCCUAGCAGGCCUCUCCCUGGAGCCACCCAUGCACUACACAGGCCUAG
This is a messenger RNA of Oncorhynchus nerka (sockeye salmon), 6623 nucleotides long. It is a transcript of the gene tmtc3, whose product is annotated as transmembrane O-mannosyltransferase targeting cadherins 3. Lineage: Eukaryota; Metazoa; Chordata; Actinopteri; Salmoniformes; Salmonidae. Gene Ontology annotation, molecular function: protein binding; mannosyltransferase activity. Gene Ontology annotation, cellular component: endoplasmic reticulum. The record is from RefSeq and is a predicted model, not a curated record. The coding region runs from base 254 to 3052 and encodes 932 amino acids. The transcript has 14 exons. Gene Ontology annotation, biological process: protein O-linked glycosylation via mannose.